Oncorhynchus keta (chum salmon) is the source of this 9632-nucleotide messenger RNA. RefSeq names its product mediator of DNA damage checkpoint protein 1-like. Gene Ontology annotation, biological process: RNA polymerase III preinitiation complex assembly. NCBI's taxonomy places the organism in Eukaryota, Metazoa, Chordata, Actinopteri, Salmoniformes, Salmonidae. Gene Ontology annotation, cellular component: transcription factor TFIIIB complex. Gene Ontology annotation, molecular function: TFIIIC-class transcription factor complex binding. The record is from RefSeq and is a predicted model, not a curated record. Bases 182 to 8716 code for a protein of 2844 amino acids. The transcript is spliced from 27 exons.
CACAAUCCCUUUCACGAAUGACACUUUGACGUCAUCGAAAACAUCAUGGUGGACUCGUGUGUGUGCAUUGUGCUAGACUUGGAUUAAAACGUCGACCAUAUGGAAUAUAUAUCGAAAAGCUGACCAUUAAAUACGAGCUAAUGUCAUCAUCCGUGUCACAGCCUCUCUGCAGUAGGACAGAAUGCUUCGCAGAUCCAGGAUCAGUGUACGUCCGAACGUCAGGCCAGCAGGCAGAGGGCCAGCCCCAGCCUCCUCCCAGGACACUCCACCUUCCCAGGAGGCUCAAGCUGCAGUCUCCGAGGACCUUCCCCAGGCAGGGGGCCAGUGCGUGAAGGACACCACCACAACUGCAGUGCUAGAAGCCUCCACAGAGUCCACCACACCCAGAGAGGAUGGAAAAGACCCAAAUGGCGAGGCUUCCAGCAGCACCCCCUCUGCCGGUCUUCAAAGGAGGAAGCGGUUCUCUGUCAUGCCAAACCUUGCCAAACCCCGGGUGGCCGCCACCCCAGCCCUCACCCGCUCCUCCCCCAGGACCCCCAAGUCCCCUGUGAAAGCGGGCACUGAGACUCCAGCUCCAACCCCUGAGGCCCCCAGCCAGCCAGAUUCUGGACCCCCACAGGGCAUGAGAUCCCCAAGGCGGAGGCCCUCUGGAGGUAGUAGGCAGGCCAAAGGACAGCCCAAACCCAGGCCACUGUCCCCAGCUUCCCCAGGCCCUACAACAACCUCUCUGGGGAAUGUGGCAGUGGAGAACUCAUCCUCGUCACAACAGACCCCGCAGGCACCAGGCGAAGGCAGCAUCCAAUCAGAUCUCCUGAAAAAAACACCAAUCAUUAAAGUUCCAUCCACUCCAUUAGAGAUGGUCCCAUCGUCCUCCCUUCCAGACAAAGAGGGUAUCUCAGUAUCAGAGCGAGCUAAGACUCUGGUCGCCAGGUCUGUGUCUGGUGGGCUCACCGGGCUGGCACCAGGGAAGUCCAGGCUUAGCAGGUUCCUGAAUGACCCAACAGACCUACAGAGGCUGGCUAAGGCCCGGAAGCUCAGAGAGCUGCUGAGACAGGAGAUGAACAAGGAAAAGAAACGGAGCAAAGCCAAGGUGUGUGUGAGCGAAUACACACUAGAUCCCUCUAAAAUGACCAUGAGAGAUCUCAUCUACUACCUGCCUGAUACCAACCCCAUGACGUCUUAUCUGGUAGAGGAACAGAGGGAGAAUGAGACUGUCCUCCCACUCACCCCACCAAGAGAAGAGUCACCUGAAAGACCCCCAACACCGGAGGCCCCAGCUGAGAUAGCCAGCCAGGGAGAUGAAGAUGUAGAUGAAGAUGAGGAUGACGAUGGGGUGAUGGUCCCGCGGGUGAAGGUGGCAGAAGACGGCUCUCUGAUCAUCGAUGAGGAGAGUUUGACGGUGGAGGUCUUGAGGCAGAAAGGGCCCAACCCAGCUGAUGAUAGAGACCCCAUCUUUGAGCGUGGCUCCACAACCACCUACUCAAGCUUCAGGAAGGGGACACACGUCAAGCCCUGGUCCAACAAAGAGACGGACAUGUUCUUCCUGGCCAUCAGUAUGGUGGGAACAGACUUCUCCAUGAUUGGACAGCUGUUCCCUCACCGCGGUCGCACUGAGAUCAAGAACAAGUUCAAGAAAGAGGAGAGAGCAAACAGCUGGAGGAUAGACAAGGCCUUCAAGGAGAAACGCAGGCUGGACCAUGAGUUCUUCACUAGUCUCCUGGAGAAGAUCUUGGCUGCAGAGGCAAAGAGGAACAAAAAUAACAAGUCCCCCACAGAGAAGAUAAGGAUCAAGAAAAAAAUCAAACAGAAAGAAAAGAAAGCAGCGAAGCAGCUGAGCGAUGUGGAGGAGGAGGGGUUAGACGCGGAGAUGGACACAGAGGAGGUGGAGGGAGAGAAGGAAAACGAGAACGUCUCUAACGAAGGGACCACGCUUUCUUCCGCUCCCACCCCUAAGAGAAAACGCAAAAGUAGGGAUGGUGGAGGAGAGUCCUCUCCUGAAGAAGCAAAGGAUGGAAAGAAAAAGAAGAUUGACCUAAUAACAAGUGAUCAAGAAGAGGCUGGUGUACCUGAAGAUUCUGAGGCAGGGCCUCCAGAGAGUUCAAAGCAGGCAGAAGAGCCUGUGGAAGCAGCCAUGGGACCUGUGGUGAUCAAACCAGCCCAGUUGUCCCGUGGCCGAUCCCAGAGACCUCUUCCUAACCUGGGUAGGAAGUGGGGCCAGAGGGGCCCCGAGCCCAAUACCAAGCCUAACGUUAAAGAUGGGGCCACACCUACAGAGGAGGAGAACACUGAAGAAGGGCUGUCUGAAGAACAGGUAGAUAAAGAUGCUUCCCCUUCAGUCAGUCAAAAGGAGAAGAAGAAAGCUGGUAAACUCUCUUCAUCUGAGGAAGAGGAGGAAGAAGCCAGUGAUAAACCCAUCAAACCCACCAGGUAUGGCAGAAUACCCAAAAAGACACAGCUCUUGAAUUACCCUGCAAAGGAGGAUGGGGACUCGCCCUCAGACUCUGCCCCUACUCCCGCCUCAGACGGAUCCCCCUCCACCAUGCCCAAAUCCAAACCAGCUACCAGGAGGGCCAAAAUCAAACCUGGCCCAGCCCUGCCAGGUAGGAUGGGCCAAUCAGCGGCUAGGAAAUCCAAGCUGGUCACCCUUAGGGCGUCCCAGUCUGAAGAUGAGGAUGAAGAUGAGGAAGAAGUAGCAUGGAGAGAGGAGGCGCAGGCCGAGGAGGACACCCACAAUCCCACAAGCCCAGAGGAGGAGAAUCAGGCACCUGCGUUCAUUCCCAUGAGCCUUCGCUCGCCACAACCUGUCGCCACAGAGGUUGAGGAGACCAUGGAGGAGCUCGAUAUCUCUGUCAACGUGCCUGAUGUCCUGGGUAUUUCCCAUGAUGCAUUCUGCCCUGACUCGUCAUGCGAGCGGGCACACGCUGGUGAAAUGGGCACAGUGCCCUGUGAACAUCAGUUGGACCUGUUAGUAGAUGUGAUAGACUUCCUGUCUCCAGAUAACAUGGAAGUAUCUGAGGAGAGCUACAACGAGGCAGCUAGAACCCUUCUGGCCAUCGGCAACCUCACCCACCUGUCUCAGGCGGCUGAGGCCUUCACUGCCGGAGCAGAUGAUAUCAUCACGGAAGAACGUUCCAAUGAGGACCAACUGUACCAGAUGACACCACAGCCCACUGACCAAUCACAAACUAGCACCAUUCCUUCUGAAUAUCUUAGGGUCACUGAGGCAUCACGAAUCGCUGAGGAUUCUGUACCUGUUGCCUCGUCAACAACAGCCUCUGUUCCUGUCACCACGACAACAGCCUCUAUCCCAGGCUCCAAAAUAACAGCCUGUGUCAUAAUUACCACGGCAACAGCCUCAGUCACCACGACAACAUCCUCUCCUCCAGUCACCUUGACAACAACGGCCUCUAUCCGAGUCACCACAUCAACGGCAUCUGUCCCAUUGCCUCAGAGCAGUGAUACGCCCGAUCUAGAAACUCCACCCAUAGAGGGGCCUCUCAGACAGAUGGAGGGGACUGAUAUUGGACACGCCUCCAAGAUGGAAUCAGGUUCUGAAGUGUCAGAGGGCUCAGAGCAACAGACAACCUCACAGAACAGGAGGAGCCACUUCCCUAAGGUCAAACCCAACCUGGGACGGGCUGCCAGGACCACACAACCCAAACAGACUACCACCACACUGUCAGAACCACCACAGACUACCACCACACUGUCAGAACCACCACAGACUACCACCACACUGUCAGAACCACCACUUGAGCCUAUGCUGAAUAUCACCACAACCUCAGAACCACAGCCUUCCAUGAUUAUCACCAUAGAGCCACCACUGCCUACUGAGAGUAUUAACACAGAGUCAGAAACGCAGCCCAAACAGAGAACUACCACACACUCAAAAUCACAAACCACCACCACACACUCCAAGCACCAGCCCACCACAAAUAUUAUCCCACACUCAGGACCACAGCCCAGUCAGAGAACCAGAGUAGCGCAUUCAAAACCACAGCCUACAUUGAAUACCACCACACAGUCAGAACCACCCCAGCCCACACUAAAUUCCACCACAAACACAUUCUCAAAACAACAAUCCACACAGAGUACCACCAUACUCUCACAACCACAGCCCACCUCAAGCCUUGAGCAGCCAGGUCCAGUUACACUCAGACCCAUAGUCCCAGAGUCCCCUCUGACGUCAUCAGAAGAGGUAAAUGGUCACGAUGGCCGUAAGGGAAAUACUUCCUCUUCCCUCAGUGCUGGAGGGUCCCAGUCAGGGACAUCAGACUCAGACCAGCCCAAACAGACAGGUCCUCUAACCCGUAGGGCCCGUUUACCUAAACCCAAACCCAACUUGGGUCUCACCGCCAAUGUCGAUACACGCUCUGCAGUCCAGGUACCAGAAAGCAGGCCAAGCACUGAAGUCCAGACACCAGAGGAAGCUGAUGAGGUUCCCAUGGAAAUACAACAGAUCCACCAAGUCGUCCCCCUUUCUGACAUCAUCGAUACGACCCAGGAGGAAAUACAACAGAUUCACCAAGUCAUCCCUCAUCCACCCAUAGAGGGGCCUCUCAGACAGAGGGAGGGGACUGAUAUUGGACACGCCUCUCAGGUGGAAUCAGGUUCUGAAGUGUCAGAGAGCUCAGAGCAACAGACAACCUCACAGAGCAGGAGGAGCCACUUCCCUAAGGUCAAACCCAAUCUGGGACGGGCUGCCAGGACCACACAACCCAAACAGACGACCACUACACUGUCAGAACCACCACAGACUACCACCACACUGUCAGAACCACAGCCCAUUCAGAGAACCAGAGUAGCACAUUCAAAACCACAGCCUACAUUGAAUACCACCACACAGUCAGAACCACCCCAGCCCACACUAAAUUCCACCACAAACACACUCUCAAAACAACAAUCCACACAGAGUACCACCAUACUCUCACAACCACAGCCCACCUCAAGCCUUGAGCAGCCAGGUCCAGUUACACUCAGACCCAUAGUCCCAGAGUCACCUCUGACGUCAUCAGAAGAGGUGAAAGGUCACGAUGGCCGUAAGGGAAAUACUUCCUCUUCCCUCAGUGCUGGAGGGUCCCAGUCAGGGACAUCAGACUCAGACCAGCCCAAACAGACAGGUCCCCCAACCCGCAGGGCCCGUUUACCUAAACCCAAACCCAACUUGGGUUGCACCGCCAAAGCCGCAACAUGCUCUGCAGUCCAGGCGCCAGAUGUGGCUUCCAGACCCAAAUCUGAGGUCCAGAGACUAGAUACUGGACCCUGCCCUAAAGUCCAGACACCAGAGGAAGCUGAUGAGGUUCCCAUGGAAAUACAGCAGAUCCACCAAGUCGUCCCCCUUUCUGACAUCAUCGAUACGACCCAGGAGGAAAUGCAACAGAUUCACCAAGUCAUCCCUCAUCCACCCAUAGAGGGGCCUCUCAGACAGAGGGAGGGGACUGAUAUUGGACACGCCUCUCAGGUGGAAUCAGGUUCUGAAGUGUCAGAGAGCUCAGAGCAACAGACAACCUCACAGAGCAGGAGGAGCCACUUCCCUAAGGUCAAACCCAAUCUGGGACGGGCUGCCAGGACCACACAACCCAAACAGACUACCACCACACUGUCAGAACCACCACAGACUACCACCACACUGUCAGAACCACCACAGACUACCACCACACUGUCAGAACCACCACAGACUACCACCACACUGUCAGAACCACCACUUGAGCCUAUGCUGAAUAUCACCACAACCUCAGAACCACAGCCUUCCAUGAUUAUCACCAUAGAGCCACCACUGCCUACUGAGAGUAUUAACACAGAGUCAGAAACGCAGCCCAAACAGAGAACUACCACACACUCAAAAUCACAAACCACCACCACACACUCCAAGCACCAGCCCACCACAAAUAUUAUCCCACACUCAGGACCACAGCCCAGUCAGAGAACCAGAGUAGCGCAUUCAAAACCACAGCCUACAUUGAAUACCACCACACAGUCAGAACCACCCCAGCCCACACUAAAUUCCACCACAAACACACUCUCAAAACAACAAUCCACACAGAAUACCACCAUACUCUCACAACCACAGCCCACCUCAAGCCUUGAGCAGCCAGGUCCAGUUACACUCAGACCCAUAGUCCCAGAGUCCCCUCUGACGUCAUCAGAAGAGGUAAAAGGUCACGAUGGCCGUAAGGGAAAUACUUCCUCUUCCCUCAGUGUUGGAGGGUCCCAGUCAGGGACAUCAGACUCAGACCAGCCCAAACAGACAGGUCCUCUAACCCGUAGGGCCCGUUUACCUAAACCCAAACCCAACUUGGGUUGCACCGCCAAAGCCGCUACACGCUCUGCAGUCCAGGUACCAGAAAGCAGGCCAAGCCCUGAAGUCCAGACACCAGAGGAAGCUGAUGAGGUUCCCAUUGAAAUACAACAGAUCCACCAAGUCUUCCCCCUUUGUGACAUCAUCGAUACGACCCAGGAGGAAAUACAACAGAUUCACCAAGUCAUCCCUCAUCCACCCAUAGAGGGGCCUCUCAGACAGAGGGAGGGGACUGAUAUUGGACACGUCUCUCAGGUGGAAUCAGGUUCUGAAGUGUCAGAGAGCUCAGAGCAACAGACAACCUCACAGAGCAGGAGGAGCCACUUCCCUAAGGUCAAACCCAAUCUGGGACGGGCUGCCAGGACCACACAACCCAAACAGACGACCACUACACUGUCAGAACCACCACAGACUACCACUACACUGUCAGAACCACCACAGACUACCACCACACUGUCAGAACCACCACAGACUACCACCACACUCUCAGAACCACAGCCCAUUCAGAGAACCAGAGGAGUGCAUUCAAAACCACAGCCUGCAUUGAAUACCACCACACAGUCAGAACCACCCCAGCCCACACUAAAUUCCAGCACAAACACACUCUCAAAACAACAAUCCACACAGAAUACCACCAUACUCUCACAACCACAGCCCACCUCAAGCCUUGAGCAGCCAGGUCCAGUUACACUCAGACCCAUAGUCCCAGAGUCACCUCUGAGGUCAUCAGAAGAGGUGAAAGGUCACGAUGGCCCUAAGGAAAAUAGUUCAUCUUCCUUCAGUGCUGGAGGGUCCCAGUCAGCGACAUCAGACUCGGAACAGCCCAAACAGACAGGUCCCCCAACCAGGAGGGCCCGUUUACCUAAACCCAAACCCAACUUGGGUCUCACCGCCAGAGCCGCUACGCGCUCUGCAGUCCAGGUACCAGAAAGCAGGCCAAGCACUGAAGUCCAGACACCAGAGGAAGCUGAUGAGGUUCCCAUGGAAAUACAACAGAUCCACCAAGUCUCCCCCCUUUGUGACAUCAUCGACACGACCCAGGAGGAAAUGGAACAGAUUCACCAAGUCAUCUCUCUUACUGACGUUAUUGAUUCUACCCAGGGCGAUAUGUCUGUCUUUACGGAGGGAAGCUUUUUCUCGCAACAAUGUGAUGCUGUCUUCAUACAGCACUCAGAAACGUCUGUGUCGACUGCUCCGUUGGACCAGACCCAGUCAGACCCGGAUGAGCCUAUAUUCAUCCUCUCCCUGACUGAAAUCCCAGUGCUCCCCGCAGGGGAGGAGAGUGGCUGCACAUCCCAGACCCUCUCUGAGCCUUUCCUUUUUCUACCAGACGCAGGCACUCAACUGCAGCAGAGCAGUGAUAUUGUUGCCCCCGGAGGUGGUUUGGAGAAAGGGAAUGCUGGUGUCCUUUGUGAAGUCCCUGAGCCUAUGUCAGUGGAUGAGGUCCUUCCUCAACCCUCAUACACCAGUAUCAAGGAAGUGGAGUCUGGCUCCACGGCGGGUCCAGUAGGUGUGUGUGCCUCGGCCAAACCCUCAGAAGACUCCAUGGCUGAUGCGGUGAGUGAGGACACGCAUCCUCCUAAGAAGAGGAAAGCGCCAGAGAGAGCCAGGAGAGUAGACAAACUGCAGGUGAGACCUAACACUGCAGUAAGGGAACAGACCAGUUGUUCGGCCCCUGCCAAGGAGGCUGUGUCACCCAUUACCCCAGACCAGACACCCUCUUUGACCACUACCACCCUAGACACUUACCACCUCACUGCCUCCAGUCCCCUGGCCCAGCCAGGCCCCACCGUCACGGGAACUGCAUCACAGCAGGGGAGUGUGGGCUGUUUCGAUCGUACAGAGACCGAGCACACGCCGACUGGAGGGGAGGACAAUAGUUCAGGGGCGGAGUCUCAGGCUGCCCGUCAAAUUACACCGCUGGCUAUGAGUGGCCCCUUGAGCAGGCCUGGUAGGAGACCCAGAGGAUUCCUGUCUUUCAUGUCCAAUAAGAACGCCUCCCCUGUAGCUGUUCCCCCCCGAGGUACCAGAGCAGCCGCUCGGAGGCCCCAGGUCAACACCACCCGCCCAGGGGGGAAACGGGCUGCUCCUGAACCUUCCACCACAACCAGAACCAUGCCUUCACCUUCCAUAAUGCAUUACACCACCACCCCCACUAGAGCCACCAGAACCACCACUAAGCCAGAUUUUUCCACCAGGGUGACUCAGGAAAAACCCUCUGAUGCCCUGGCCUUACACUCAAACCCAGAGCCCAGUACUUCCCUGUGUACUACAGCUACUGAGUCCUCUCAGGUGCCAGCCGCCCAGCCCAGUGCGUCUCCCUGUGUGGACAGCGGUUCAGCAGACGAGGAACCCAUCAACGUGUCCCAGUACUUCUUCAGUGACAUCUUCACCGAGGUCGAGGAGAAUGAGGGAUGAGAGACGGAGGAAGGGAAAGGAGAUCAAAAAGGCACUCUGACUCUUUGUUUGAAUCAAACUGGAGAACAAAAUGUUAAAUACUUAAGAAAACAUGUUUUUGUAUUUACCACUGAAAUUAUGUUUCUGCUUGCUUGUGUUUAUGCGAACAAGGUUUCAUGCUUGCAGCGAACAGAUUUGGCCACAAGAUGGCAACAGUGAAACCAAACUAGGGAUAAUUCCUCUUCAAAUUUUGGGGGGGACCAAACUGGCACGCCUUUAAGCUACUUUCCUAUAUUGAAUGAUUACGUUUAUUUGGCUAUUUUACCCCUAUCAUAUCAUCUAGCCUAUUGAGUAAUCUAUUCAUUCUAAUAACAUAUUUAUAUUUAUUUGGUUUACAUUUUUUCAAACCACAACAAGCCAGACAUUCAUGAUAAUUUCCCUCUAUCUGCAAGAAGGAGAAUACUUGAAAUCAGUGUCAACUCACUCUACUACAGGGACUUUCACAUUCAAAUUUGUGUUCUUAUUUGAAAUAUUGUUUACAUAGGUAGCCAUUGUCUAAACAUGAGCAUUGUGUGUAUAUAUGUUUAUUAUAAUUUAGAUCUGAUAUAUUGGAGGGGUAUGUAUCCUUAACAUUUACUUUGGUUUUUCACUCUUCAUGCAUGAACAAGACCCAGCUUUGCAGCUUGAGGGACAGCACAGCAAUGUCUCUUUAUUUCAUGCUCCCUGAAGAUACAGGAAAUAUAAUUUCAAAUGGCGCUGGAACAGAAUCAUCUAGUUUAAUCCAUGUACAGUGACAAACUCACAGAAACAGUGCACAGAUCAUGAGUCCAAUUUCAGUUCUCAAUUAUUGAUUAUGUUCUGCAGCCACUGUUGGUUCAAACUAACAUAGCUGUUCUGUAGCUCAUGUAAAAUAUGUGAAUAAAGUUUUAUACGUUAA